Messenger RNA from Tilletiopsis washingtonensis, 468 nucleotides. RefSeq lists its product as hypothetical. The transcript has a single exon. The record is from RefSeq and is a predicted model, not a curated record. Bases 75 to 326 code for a protein of 83 amino acids. Lineage: Eukaryota; Fungi; Basidiomycota; Exobasidiomycetes; Entylomatales.
CCAGCCUCGACACGCCUGCCGCCGCACCGCCAAGCGUGAUCGACGCUCUUGAUGCGAGCUCGUCUCGGCCGCAAAUGACAUCGGUGCGCCUCUCAGUCGAGCGGCACACCCUUGUCGCUUUCGUCCCAUGUUGUUGCUCGGACUCAAGAUCGUCGAUUACGCCCAGCGAAGCAUCAGUCGAUGGCGAGCGGUACGCGUGCCUGCGCCACACACCCAAGCUUACCUGCUCACACGCCCUCUCCCAUCACGCAGCUCGCCUCGACGGCCGAUCUGCCUCAUACUGCUUCGUGAACACCGUGGAUGAAGAGUACCUCUUCGCCAGUUAGCAUCGAGGCGCUCCUCCGCUGAGGUGCGCCUCGUGCCAACUGGUGACGAGCCUUUUCAUCCACGCGCGCUCAUCGGAGCGGCUCGCGGCGACGUGCAGUACGUUGGAAGUGCACGUCAGUCGCACCUCAAGCUCACGCGAGC